AUGUGGCUCGACAACAAACCAGUAUUAAUGAUGUCCACUUGUUACUGUGAUCAAAACCACGACGAAUGCGAACGUUGGUCUAAAAAAGAUAAGCGAUAUGAAAGAGUUAGAAGGCCCGAAGUUAUUAAAACUUACAACCAAAACAUAGGUGGAGUCGACCUUACAGAUCGCAUGCUUUCAGUCUGCCCAUCGCGUAACCGAACAAAAAAGUGGACAAUUCGUGUUAUAUCACAUCUCUUUGAUUUGGCGGUGGUAAAUGCUUGGCUGCAAUAUAGAGCUGUUCAAAUAGAGAAAGGUGCCAUAAAGAGAAACAUAAUACAAAUGCGUCAGUACAAACUCGAUUUGGGUACAAAACUUAUUGGAGACAAUGAAGAACAAAGUGAUGGUGAAAGUGGAGGUGAAGAGUAUGAAGAGCUCGAACCCAAACACAAGAAACGUAAGAUCCUUAUCAAACCAAUACCUUCCAGAGAACGCCGUAUGAAGUCUGCUGCACACUUACCCGAAUAUAACACUAAACAAUCGCGCUGUAGGAAUAGAGGAUGCUCCAAAAAGACCACAGUUUACUGCAUAAAAUGUGAUAUUUAUCUCUGUUUUACACCAAAUAGGAAUUGUUUUUCCGACUUCCACAAGGAUGCUGAGUAG
Pectinophora gossypiella (pink bollworm) is the source of this 642-nucleotide messenger RNA. Its product is annotated as piggyBac transposable element-derived protein 4-like. The record is from RefSeq and is a predicted model, not a curated record. Lineage: Eukaryota; Metazoa; Arthropoda; Insecta; Lepidoptera; Gelechiidae. The transcript has a single exon. Bases 1 to 642 code for a protein of 213 amino acids.